AUGCGCUUCAACGCCCUCGCCCUCCUGCCCCUGCUCGGGUCUGCGCUCGCGCAGCUGCAACCCAACUUCACCUCGGACGCUGGCGUGCAGAUUUACAACCCUUCCGACUUUUUCGACACGACAGGGCCUUGGAGCUUGAUGUCCCGCGCUGGCGACACCUUGUACAUUGCUGGCAUGCGCGGCAUCGUCCCGCUGGACAACAGCCUCGCGCCCGAGGGCCUUCCACGCAUUCGCCAAGCCUUCCAGAACAUGAAGAAGCUUGCUGAGUUUGCGGACGUGGAGCUCUACGACUGUGUCCGCCUCGUCGUCUACGUGACCGACAUGUUCCGGUACCGGCCCUUGGUCAACCAAGUGCAGAUUGAGCUCUGGGGUACCGACGCGAACAAGUACCCGCCCCGCACGAUCAUUGAGGUCGAUCGCCUCAACCAGGACGACAUUGUCGAGGUUGAAGGAACAUUCCACAUGCCUCGUAAGCACAAGUGUUAG
This is a messenger RNA of Verticillium dahliae VdLs.17, 486 nucleotides long. RefSeq lists its product as uncharacterized. The record is from RefSeq and is a predicted model, not a curated record. The coding region runs from base 1 to 486 and encodes 161 amino acids. NCBI's taxonomy places the organism in Eukaryota, Fungi, Ascomycota, Sordariomycetes, Glomerellales, Plectosphaerellaceae. The transcript is spliced from 2 exons.